AGUGGUUAGAAUGUCACUAGCGCGCAAUGUCUGGAGCCUAUGAGAGACUGCUCGCUGUUCCUGUCAACACAGCUGAGCGAUGACUCAAGUUUUAGAGUCUCUGAAAAAGAUCCAUUUGUUUAAUAUAUGCGCAUUCAUUUGACAGAUAUUUGCCGAAUCUCGAGAAGUUGGAAAAUCUAAUAUACCGAGAAGCGCUUUUUUCCCUCCUUAUUGGACACAUCGCUGGACCGAAUAUUCCUAUACGUAAUCUAGAUUCCACAGGAAGUCUGUUUUGAUGUCUGCGAGGGUGUUGCCUCUAUGGCUGUGUGGACACCUUACUCUGGGUUACGGGCUCUUUCUAAUUGUGGCCCUUCCAGACUUCACCACAGGCAGGCCAACGAACUGCACCCACCCUCUGGUGCCAGAGCAUGGGGGCUUCCGCUGUGACCCCACCCCGUGUCGAGGCUUCCCCCAUAAGAGCUCCAUCCAGUACUUCUGCGAGCCUGGCUACUCGAUGCCGCUGCGGUUGCACAGGUCACGCUGCGUCUACGGAGAGUGGAAGCCCAGCGCGCCCCCCUGUCUGCCCACGCGAGACAGGCAUGUUAAUAAUGAGGACCGGGGAUCCCAGUCUCUCCCUAGCGUUGCCACGACGGCCGUGGGUGUUUCCAUAUUUCUCCUCACCACCACAGCCUGCAUGGUGAUUAAGUCCCGCCUUUAUCCCUGUCACUCACACAGCCGGUGCUCCUCUGACCAGGUGGAUCUGAUGGUGGAUGGUCUACCUGUCUCUCUGCCCACCUAUGAGGAGGCCAUCUACGGAAGCUGGGGCCAGCGUCUGCCACCAUGCGGAGGGCCCGCCCAGCUCCUUUUGGCCCAGGAGGCCCCUGGUCCAUCAUUAGUUCACGACCAAUCAGAUUUCUGUCACCGGAUUCCUCUGUCCAGUCAAAGCCCAGAGAUGCCACCACCCGCGUACGAGGACAUCCAAUCCCAUCCCAGACAGAUUCUCAAUGCCGGGGACAUUCAGGUUUUACAAGUUGCACAUUCCGAUGACAAGUGACCGGUGGAUUACUCACUAAUGUUGUUAAACAUUGAACUCAGGUACUUACAAAGACUCAAGCCUACCUGCAUCGAUCCACUUUCUUUUCAGGUAUCGACUUUAUGCAUAACAGACAAGUUGUGAUUGGCUGUUAGUAAUGUUAUAGGUUACAGCCUUUUAUAUCCCAUCAGUGAUGGGGCCUCGGUUGUUGAGGUGACGUAAUGUUUCGUUCCAUGGACAUGCACCUCUGCUGUGACUCUGUCGUUUGUUGAGGUGACGUAAUGUUUCGUUCCAUGGACAUGCACCUCUGCUGUGACUCUGUCGUUUGUUGAGGUGACGUAAUGUUUCGUUCCAUGGACAUGCACCUCUGCUGUGACUCAUUGACUGUAUACUGUGGAUUAACCCAUUCUAGGUAGGGGGUGAAUGGAGCUUGGGUUUGCACUCCUUUGCUCUUGUUGAUUUAUGAUUUGCAUUGAUGGCAGUGUUUUGGUGUUGACAUGGACGCCUGCUGGUGACUGAACAGCUGAUUCAGACGAACCAGGUGCUGGCCAGUUUAGGAGUACAGUCUGUUGGGACUGGCUUGAAAACAUAUCUAGACUUGAGCUCUGGCUACAGCAGGAUCCAGCUUCAACUGGCUGUUUUUGGAGUGUUACCUGACUGACCAAAUGGAGAAGUUCUAUUUCCUACACCUGCCAGACAGGCACUUGAACCCAUCCCCAAGGCCAAGUUUACCCCAACCCUCUGUUCUUCACAGUCCUAUUCACACCUUCAACUUCUCAUGUAUCGGCUUUCAGCAGAAACCCCCAGCCUUUACUUUAUUGAAUGUUUUCUAUUUAAUUAUUUUAAAUAUAUUUUUUGUAACAUUUAAUAUAAAAAUAUAAACUUUGUACAUUGCACAAAAAUAUAUACUGUAUAUUAAAAGUCAAAAUAUUUUCUAAUUGU
Molecule: messenger RNA, 1954 nt
Organism: Esox lucius (northern pike)
Lineage: Eukaryota; Metazoa; Chordata; Actinopteri; Esociformes; Esocidae
Exons: 5
Coding region: 275-1033 (252 amino acids)
Source: RefSeq, a predicted model, not a curated record